ACAACACCACAUCCGACAAAAUGGCACCUGCAGCAACUGGAGGCAAGAAGCAGAAGAAGAAGUGGUCCAAGGGCAAGGUCAAGGACAAGGCCCAGCACGCCGUCGUUCUCGACAAGGCGGUCAACGACAAGCUCCAGAAGGAUGUCCAGUCCUACCGCCUGAUCACCGUUGCCACCCUUGUCGAUCGUCUCAAGAUCAACGGCUCGGUCGCACGGAAAGCCCUCGCCGAUCUCGAGGCAAACGGCCAGAUCAAGAAGGUUGUCGGUCACUCCAAGUUGUGCAUCUACACACGAGCAGUCGGCGCAACAGAAUAAGCGGCUCGCCAUAACGAUGGAUGCAGGACUCGGGUGCGCUCUUUUCAACCUUUUCAACGACAAUUCCUCUUUCCCAGUUACCGAUCGGCGUCUUCACGAGAUGGAUGGGUCACAUAUAUUGGGCAUGCUUCAUAGCGGACAUGAGUGGAGGGGAUGGGCCCAGGUAUAGCUCCG
Dothidotthia symphoricarpi CBS 119687 is the source of this 488-nucleotide messenger RNA. RefSeq names its product putative 40S ribosomal protein S25. Bases 21 to 314 code for a protein of 97 amino acids. Lineage: Eukaryota; Fungi; Ascomycota; Dothideomycetes; Pleosporales; Dothidotthiaceae. The transcript is spliced from 4 exons. The record is from RefSeq and is a predicted model, not a curated record. Gene Ontology annotation, molecular function: structural constituent of ribosome. Gene Ontology annotation, cellular component: cytosolic small ribosomal subunit.